Brassica rapa (field mustard) is the source of this 5331-nucleotide messenger RNA. RefSeq lists its product as uncharacterized. Lineage: Eukaryota; Viridiplantae; Streptophyta; Magnoliopsida; Brassicales; Brassicaceae. The record is from RefSeq and is a predicted model, not a curated record.
UGAGUUGUGUGAUAUGUGUCACAUUAAGAUGGAUAUUCAAUUUAGAAGUUCAACUGAAUUUGAGAAUUACUUUGGAUUCUAGUAUUAUCCAAUUCACUAUUUUUCUAAUUCUAUUAAAGAUUUGUGUUAUUCAAUUUGUAGUGGAUUUCAUGAUAAUUAUAUUUGAAAAUAAUUUAAUGGAAAAUUUAGUUAUAAAAUGUAAAGAACUAAUUAUUAAGGUUUAAGUACUGAUUUGAAAAAAGUUAUUUACAACAUUUGUUUAUUAGAUAUGUACGUCAAACUUAUUGAUAUGAUAGAUUUAGAAUGUAAUAUUUGUUAUCAAUUUAUAUAUCGUUAUGAUGAAAUGACAAAAGUAUAUUAUUUGAUGUAAUCCACAUUGUCAUUGGGUUUUAUUAUUGUUUUGUAAAUAGGGUUUUUAUUCAUGUUUUAAAAUGGCUUUAUCUGUCUAUAUGGUAUGGAAAUAAUUAUGGUUUUAUUAUUUUUAUCUGUAAAAAAAUUGUUCUUUCCUUGUGCAUUUUAUAGGAAGAUUCAAAAAGUUCAUGAAAUUUAAAGGAAUUUGUUUCUAUCAAAUAUAAUUGUAUUCUUUUAAAAUCUAAAAUGAAAGAAUUAGACAAAUGCAUGAAAAUCCUCAUCAAAUCAUUAAAAUACUUCAAAAUCUAUUACUUAUGUAUUUAAUUGAACUAUUUCAAAAUCGGUUAAAUUACUGAAUCCAAUAUCACCUCCCAAACCUCAAUAUGUUUUGAGUGAUUUCUACUCAGUUGACAAAUGCAUUACAAUGCAUUAAAAUCAUCAUCAAAUCAUUUUAAAUACUUCAAAGUUCAUGUCUUCAAUUGAAUUAUUUCAAAAUCAAUUAAAUUACUGAAUCCAAUACCACCUCCUAACCUCAAUAUCUUUUGAGUGAUUUAUACUCAGUUGACAUGAAAAUGAGUUUGAAUGCUUUAUCUACAGAGUGCCCAAAACAAGCAGAAAAAAACGCUAGUUUUUAGUAGAAGAUGAUUGGAAAGAUCAACUUUCUCCAGAAUAAAACUCUGCCAAAAAGAAAAAAAAAUCAGCAGAGUGCAUAAACCAUCGCAUCCAACUCAAAUUUCUCCACCUUCGGAUGCUAGUGAGGAUCAUGAGUGCAUAAAACAUGCUCAGAUUUAUAAGAAACUUAUGUUUCCGCAUUGAUGUUUAUUGGGGUUCAAUCACCGCUACUUACCAUAUGAUGGCUUUUUGUUGUUGGUGCUCAGAUUCUGGAAGGGAAAUCUUUUAAACUCAAAGAUCGAGUUUGAUUUUAUAACAAAUCGUUUUAUAUAUAUUUCCAUGAUGAUGUUACAUUCGGUUCAAUAACUUGGUUUAUCCAACCGAUCGACUGUGAUCUUUGCUGAUCCACCUUAUGUAGUACGUGACUCCCUUUUGGGACAAUUAACCAGGAAAAUAUUAUAUUUUUGCUAGUGAUUGUUACACUAUAUCAUCUCUUUUGGUAUGCUCGUUACAUAACUCAUGACGAGCAUAUAGUUUCUCAUCGUAUUAAAAGAUUAUGAUUAUUAAUAAUAUGAUUGUAAACGACUUAAAACACCUGGAUUAGGGGUGUUAGGCAACAUGUCUAGGCUUCAUUUUUGAAACCACGAUGACAAGAACAGUUUGACUUUAAACCAGAAUUAAACACACAAACUCGUUGACACAUUUUUCGACAAACUCUACGAUGUAAGUUAGAAAGUAUGAGUUGCAAAAUUAUAGAGAACAGAAGAUGAACGGAAAAUAUAGAAGAAUGACACAAUAAAUUGUUUAUCCAGAGUUUACAUAGAAUGACUACGUUUCUAGGGACUAGUAGGAGGCCAUCCACUAUAAUUUUAAUCACAAAGAUAUAGAACCUCUUUCUUUUAAGGUUACAAAUUAACUUGCAUGGUCAAGUGAUAAGAGAACACACGAACUCCCUUUAUAUAUAUAAGAAUAAUCUAUUAAAUUAACCUAGUUGGAUUAGGGCAUUCGCCCCUUUCCAUAAACCAAUUAGGAAUAUUUUCAAAAUAUUUACCAACUUCCAUAACUUCAUGAAAAUUCCAGGAUUGUAUCAACUUUCAUAUCCAUAAAAAUGAUAUUUUUCUUAAUAUGACGGUUUUGUUUUGGUUUAAGUUAUUCGAUUUUCUUUGAUUCUAUCACCAAAUCUUGACAAAGCCCCUGAUGGAUAUUUUGGCAUAGUCCCGUAGCCAUGGACGAUUAGUCGACUUGGCCAGAGCAUUUUCUGGCUUGUUAGGCACGAGCAAAUUGUAUGCAACCGAGUGGCCCCACUCCAACCAGCCACGAACUUUCUAGCUCCUAGUUCAUGCGAACACACACGAGACUUUACAUAAUUGAAUUACUUUUAUAUAUCAGGUAGUAAUCUGUGCUGUACAAUUUUUUUUUAUCAGAUCGAAUGUAUUCAUUAAGUUUUAAUAUUAUUGAUAGAAGUUGUCUUUUAUCAAUAUUUAUUUUCUUCUUUUAUUUUUUUGUGCAGAUCUAAUGUAAUUAUAAGUUUAAAAUCAUUUGAUUUUAACAAUUAUUAGUUUGUGAUCUACAAAUUAAAAACAAAGAAAGUCAUUUUUUUAUUUCGAAAUAUACUAAUUGAUUAUAUAUGUAUUACGAAAAUAGUUUUAUGAAAUAAUAUAGUAUUUUUCUUGAAUUUUAAUAUUAAUUAUGUUAUUACUAUUUAAAAUUUGUAUUUUAAUAUAACAUUUUAUUAGUUAAUAUUGUUGUAAUGUUUUUAUAUAUGUGCUUAGUUAUUUACAAAAUUUUUAUGAAUUCAAAUUAAUUAUGACAAAUAUAAGGAUCAUAAGAUAAAAUAUAAAUGGUUUUGAUCUAAGUUUGAAGUUUUGUUUUUGGAUAAACUUCAAAUAUAAAAUUUUAGAAACUUUAAAAUAUAUUAUUGUUUUGGAGAUGCUUUUGAAAAAAAAAGACAUAUUGACGUCGAGUUAGGGUUUCCUCUUUACUUUUGCCGACUGAACUCUUUCAUUUUGCACUUAUUCACGUGGAGUGUUUCCACUCAUUUUCUCAUUCAACAUUAUGGCUCCGAAUGGUAACUGCGGUUUGAGCGGUGCGGGACAAGCGAUUCAACUGUGGUGCGGUUCUGACAGUUAUAAAAAUGUAUAAAUAUAUAGUAUAUAUAGAGAUUUUUGUUACUGUUAAUUGCAGGGCGAGGCGGGACGAUGGUCACCAUUCGAAGCCUAUAUCUCUCUUAUCGAUUAAUCAAAGCGUGUUUGAAAUAACUCACAAUCUGACUUUUUCAUGUUUUCAAAACCGACAAAAUUCCGAUUCAACAAAUUUCUCUAUUUUCUCUCGGUUAACGAAAUAAAAAUGAAAAUUUGUGUUGAUGAUAAGAAGAUUGAGAGGAACUAUUAUGGCUUCGAAUGGUGACUAUCGUCCCGUCCCGCUCUGCAGUUAAGAGUGACAAAAAUUUCUACAUAUACUAUAUAUCUAUACAUUUUUAUAACUGUUAGAACCACACCGCAAUUGAACCGCUUAUCCUGUACCAUUUAAACUGCAGUCACCAUUCGGAACCUAUAUAUAUAUUAGUUGAAACUUUAUAGUUUUUUUCUUCCCGAUCAAAAUUUAAUGUGACACUAGUGUCGCCACGAGUCUGUCCACUGGCUCUACAAUAAUUACACGUCCACUGGCUCUACAAUAAUUACACAUUGACGAAAGCGAUUGCUAAUGCAAAUCCGUAAGGAUAGAGCCAUAGAGGAAUAGUAGUCAUCGACAUGCAUGAAACUAGAAAGAUUUCGAUGGUUCCAAGGAAUCAAGAAUGGGUCCAUCUUCCUCAUUAUUAUAACCAAUUUGUCACCAUCGUUACAUCCAGAACAAAACUCAAAUUAUAAUGCAAUUUGUUGUUACAGUUUGAAACUCUGAGCUGUUAAAAAAAAACUUUUUAAGAGAAUUUCCAUUCAAAGCGUACCAUUAACUUGUAAAUUGCAAUAUAAACAACCAUUUCAAAGCAUAUUCUAAAUUUUAUUUUAGAUUCUUUUUAAUUAACAAGUUGCCGUUCAAUUCUGUUAUGUGAAAACGAAAACUAGAAAAAAAAAUCAACAAACCAAUUAAUGUGAUCUACAAACUACGCAAAACAAUCGAUGCAUUUAAUAUGUGAAUUGAUGAUACAGCAGUCUCCAAUAUUUGUUUCUGGGUUUUAAGCAGCCUCCAAGAUUGAAUGUGUAACAAUCAAGGAAAUUUUCAAAUAAAUUUGUUUGGUCUAGCGGUUCAAUGCGUCAUCUUGACCAUCGUUAAACAAUUCGCCUCGAAUUAUUUUCCAAUGUCCAUUGUCGUAAUCAAACCUUCCAAUUCGGCCUACAAAUACAAUGGUAAUAGAUUCUGUCUUUGAGGCUUACUAAAGCAACCGUACAUGUAAACAAAAGUUACACUGAAAAUAUGUAUGUUAGAGUCAUGGUGUUUUAAUCAUUACAAAUAGGAUACUAGAAUUUAUAGGUCUUUACAGUACUCAAUUAUAACUAAACACUAAAGUUAUUUUGGUUUAGUGAUAAUUUUAUUGAUGACGAACUGUACUGUUCGUCGACUAUUAUAAAUUUAGUGGUUAUCAGUUUGGCAACAUCGAUGUUUGGAAUUUCGUUUGCAGUUGAUGUGGUCGACUCGAAGAUGGUAUACAAGAAAAACAUUAAUACACAAACAAACAAAACUAACUAUAUUAAAAGGAUAAAUAGGAGGUAACAAACAAUAUAAAAAUAAAGACAAAAUCAAACAAAGGAAAAUAUCAAAAUACUAGUACGUGCGCGCUUCUACAAGAUCCCACGACGUUCUUCUUCAGCUCAUGAAUCAUCCACAUGUUUUUCCUAUAUAAAUGCAUAUCCAAACUCCAAAUAAGAAACGUCAACCCCUAAUUAAAACCUGCAAAGCUAGUGUUCUUGUCAAAGAGUUAAAUCCGAUUUCAUAAUAUAUAAAAUGGGAAUUAAACUCAGCCGUGAUCAUUCAACUUCAGCAAUCCACGACAACGAUCAUCACCAAGAUCUUGAAGACCAGAAGAUGAAGACGAAGAUUGGUGACGGUACGAGUCAAAAUCAAUCAAUCAACUUCAAGAUUCCACUUCAUUAUCCAAAGUAUACAAAGAGUGAUUAUGAGAAAAUGCCAGAGUGGCAAUUGGAUCAGCUUUUGAGAGAGUAUGGCUUGCCGAUCAUCGGAGACUCCAACGAGAAGAGGAAGUUUGUCAUCGGGGCUUUUCUCUGGUCGCCGGAGAAGGAUCACUAGAUGUUAUGAUCUGUGUAAGGCAUACUGUCCUUAUUAUAGUGUCUUACCCAAAAGAAACUUGUUAUAUAUGGUGAUUGUUUCUUUUUGUACUGGUUUAAAUAAAUGCUAACACAUGAUUGAAAAACA